AUGCUUUUUUAUUGCGUGUCGGAUACUUAUGGCAGUAAUUUUCGCGUUGGUGUGCGUGAGUAUAAUUGCCCUUCUAAUUUUGACAUGUGUUAUAUUUCUCUCUGCAAAUAUAACGAUUGGCUCAAUCCUGGUUAUUAUAGAAUGGGGUGUGCUGAUAAAGGGUUUUGUGAACAUCGUAAUGUUACUUGGCGAGGUCGAUGUUCGGAAUUGAAGGCCAGAAAAUACUUAAUUAAAUUGAAAUUAAUUAUUUAGGGAGUCGAAACAUUUUAUAAUCGAAACUUUAUGGGUGUCAGAUGCCGUGUUUGUGAUAAGGAUCUUUGUAAUGGUGCGCCUUAGAUGAGGACGAAAAAGGAUUUUUUGUGUUAAUUAUUUAAAAAUCAAAUUUUUGUA
Meloidogyne enterolobii is the source of this 390-nucleotide messenger RNA. NCBI's taxonomy places the organism in Eukaryota, Metazoa, Nematoda, Chromadorea, Rhabditida, Meloidogynidae. The record is from the annotation of a GenBank genome assembly.